UUCGCGUUACGUGCCUACUCAAUUUUGAGCAAUUAUACCACAAAAUUAAAAAUGUCGCACAAAUCCAUGAUUUCAAUAGUUAUUUUUACAUUAGUCAGUUGUACGUGUAUUCAAUCAGGAAAUACUGCUCGGAUAUUAGCUAUUGAGACGUUUGCAGGCAAGAGUCAUUGGAAUUUCAUGAGCUCUGUGCUUCGAGCAAUGACGGACAAUGGAAACAACGUUACGGUAUUUACACCAUUUCUUGACGGUAAUCGAGAAAACUAUACAGAAAUAGAUAUGUCUAAUAUAUUUCCCAUGAAACUUAACAUGAGUAUAGUGAGGAUAAGAAAUAUAUUCAACAAUUGGUUUACGCCAAUUUCAUUUAUGAUGAAAAAUACUGGGAGACGAAGCUGCGAAAUAUUGCACAAUAAUGAUCAACUAAAUGAUUUUUUGGAAAACAAAUUGCAAACCGAUUUUGAUGCAAUUGUCAUUGAACCUGGAAUAGUUUCAGGUUGCUUAUCGUACCUGGGAGCAAACUCAAAUUUGCCAGUGAUAUACACGUCUCCAAUUCCAAUAAAUACUUAUACAGAACGUGUUACUUAUGGCGAUGUCAGUAACCCGGCAACGGUAUCAUCAAUGUUAUUGAAUUUUGCUGUUCCUAAAACGUUUUUUCAACGGCUCACCAAUACACUUAUUUGGUUGUACUCCAGUAUAAUAGUUAAAUUUCAAGAAUUCUUACUUCAGUUAUUCGAUUCAAAACCUUAUGACUUAGGAACCAUAAAUCCUCCGUCGUUGGUCUUUAUGAACACUCAUUUCAUAAGCGAUAAGUCUAGACCAACUCCGCUAAAUGUUGUGAAUGUUGGUGGCAUUCAUUUAAAACCAUCCAAAAAAUUACCUAAGGAUAUAUUGGAUUUUAUUGAAGACUCACCACAUGGAGUAAUUUUAUUCACAUUUGGUUCAACUAUUGCGAUGUCUUCAAUUCCGAAAUAUAUUUUAAGUGCUUUUAGAGAAGCAUUAGCUGAACUUCCACAAAGAGUUUUGUUGAAAUACGAGGGAGAAAUGGAAGAUAAACCAAAAAAUGUCAUGACAAGAAAAUGGUUUCCCCAACGAGAUAUUCUCUUGCACAAAAAUAUUAAGCUCUUCGUCAGUCAUGGUGGAAUAUCGGGAUUGUAUGAAGCAGUAGACGCUGGAGUUCCAGUCUUAGGAUUCCCAGUAUUCGGUGAUCAGUAUAGGAACAUAGAUAAUUUAGUUGAGGCAGGCAUGGGAAUAUCUAUGGAAAUAUAUGCGGUAACUAAAGCAGCUUUUUUGAAAAAUGUAUUGGAUCUCGUUAACGAUGAAAAAUACAUUAAAAAUGCCAAAAUUACUUCAGAGAUAUUUAAAGACCGACCAAUGUCACCAGAAAAGUCUGUUGCUUACUGGACAGAAUAUGUUAUUCGUCACAAAGGAGCACCACACCUAAAAUCUCAAGCUCUUAAUUUAACGUGGUACCAAUACUUUUUAUUAGAUAUAAUUGCUGUAAUGCUUAUAAGUAUUUUCAUUUUUAUAUUAAUUGUUUUAAAAUUCUUUAAAUUUAUUCGUACAAUUUACAAAAAAAUAUGUUCAUCAUUCUCUAAAGUAAAAUCUGAUUGAUGUAUUUUAUAGUUACCUAUAACUUAUAACUUAUAAAUAAUGUAUCAAUUUAUUUUAACUUAAAUGGUUUUGUAUUUUAGAUUCUGAGCGAAGCGAUGAAUGUAUUGAUUCUACAAUGAUGUGUGUUUUUUUUUUUAUUUUUUUUUUAUUUUUGUGUCUGUCAUCACCUUUUAGGACAGUAAAAGUGCUUGGAUUUUCUUCAAUAGUAACUUUUCUGAUAGGAAAGUGAAUCUAGUUGGUACUUUGGGGGGUCAAAUUUCCCAGUAGUUUUCACAAGCGACGUGAAAAACAAAAGAAAAAUUAAGGAAAAACGGGAAUUUUUACGUAAAAUCUGUUUUCGAGAAAAUCGAUUUUUGGUUUUUGGUGUAACUCUAAAACAAAUGACCGUAGGGACAUGAAAUUUUGACUGAAUGUUUAUAUUAGCAUUUUCUAUACACCAUAAAAUUUACAAAAUAUUUUGACUCUUUUUGAGCUGUUUACGGCCAUUGUCAGUUUUCAAUUUUUUUUUUCUAUAAAUAUCAAUAAAAUUUUAUCUGUUGAGUAAAAAAGCUUGAAAAUUUAAUAGAAGGCUCCUAGGUUAUUGUUUCAAAGGCAGAUGAAAAAAAUUAAAAAUCCUUAGUCACAGUUUUUAAUUAUAAGCAUUUAAAGUUCAAAUUUUGACAAAAUACGGAAAAAUCACGAAAAAUAGCAAAUUAUUUUGAUGAGAAUUCAUAAAAAUUUUUCUUUUUAAAUCUAAGAUUUGAAAAAAUA
This is a messenger RNA of Metopolophium dirhodum (rose-grain aphid), 2358 nucleotides long. Its product is annotated as UDP-glucosyltransferase 2-like. The transcript has 4 exons. NCBI's taxonomy places the organism in Eukaryota, Metazoa, Arthropoda, Insecta, Hemiptera, Aphididae. The record is from RefSeq and is a predicted model, not a curated record. Bases 52 to 1608 code for a protein of 518 amino acids. Gene Ontology annotation, molecular function: UDP-glycosyltransferase activity.